Molecule: messenger RNA, 1128 nt
Organism: Gastrolobium bilobum
Lineage: Eukaryota; Viridiplantae; Streptophyta; Magnoliopsida; Fabales; Fabaceae
Product: large ribosomal subunit protein uL30z
Exons: 7
Coding region: 181-918 (245 amino acids)
Biological process (GO): maturation of LSU-rRNA from tricistronic rRNA transcript (SSU-rRNA, 5.8S rRNA, LSU-rRNA)
Cellular component (GO): cytosolic large ribosomal subunit
Molecular function (GO): RNA binding; structural constituent of ribosome
Source: RefSeq, a predicted model, not a curated record
ACUUACCUACCCUUAUUUAAACUUAAAAAUCACAACCUCCUUAGAACUACGAUCUCGACACUCUCCCAAAUUCGUGCCCUAACCUUCAGUCCCUUUGUCGUUCCUUUGAACUGUCAUUGGCAAGAGCUCCGGCGUUAUUUCUCAUAGAAAAAGCGAAGAGAAGAAAUAAAAUAAAAUAAAAUGGAAGAAGAGAAUUCAAAGCCUCUCAAUUAUAUUCCAGAGGUUAUACUGAAGAAGAGGAAAAGCAAUGAAGCAUGGGCCUUGAGGAAAAAGGAGCAAUUGCAGCAGAAAAAUCUCCAGUCCAGGAAGAACAAGGACUUCAUAAAAAAGCCUGAGGAUUUCAUUUUUGAAUAUCGCAACAGGGAGGUGGACCUUAUUAGAAUGAAACGAAGGGUCAAGAGGAAUCGACCAGAACUAUUGAUUCCAAACUCCAAGCCCUUAAUAAUCAUUCGGAUACAGGGGAAAAAUGACAUGCAUCCAAAAACCAGAAAGGUCUUGUACAGCUUGGGGUUGAGAAGAAUAUUCAGUGCUGUCUUUGUUAAGCCAACUGAGGGAAUAAUGGCCAAGCUGCAGAGAGUGGAACCAUAUGUUACCUAUGGAUAUCCAAAUCUUAAAAGCAUAAAGGAGCUAAUUUACAAGAAGGCACAUGCGAAAAUAGAUAAGCGAAAAGUUCCUUUGACGGAUAAUAACAUUAUCGAGCAGGAAUUAGGAAAUUUUGGUAUUGUAUGCACAGAAGACAUGGUACAUCAAAUUGAUAAUGUUGGCCCGCACUUCAAAGAAGUUGUGUAUUUUUUGUGGCCCUUUGAUCUCGACAAGCCAGCAGAAGGAUUAAAAGGAUCAAAAACCCUAUUCAAGGAUGGUGGAGACACGGGGAACCGGCAGGAUCUCAUCAAUGAACUAAUCAAUAAAAUGAAUUAACUUAUGCCACUUGUUGUAUGAAAACUUUGGUGUUGUUUGUGAUAUCCCUCAGAUGGUCCUGGGUGCAAUUAUCUCAUUUUCAAUGUUAUAGAUUUGUUAAAUUGAAAUAUGUCCUUAUCUUUACGUCCUCAUUUAUGUCUAUUUUUUUAUGUUCCUUAUCUUUACGUCCUUUUUUUUAAAAUUGAAUUUAUACCUCAUGUUUUACAUCUC